Messenger RNA from Chlamydomonas reinhardtii, 5336 nucleotides. RefSeq lists its product as uncharacterized. Gene Ontology annotation, molecular function: metalloendopeptidase activity. Bases 239 to 4642 code for a protein of 1467 amino acids. The record is from RefSeq and is a predicted model, not a curated record. Gene Ontology annotation, biological process: peptide metabolic process; proteolysis. The transcript has 11 exons. Lineage: Eukaryota; Viridiplantae; Chlorophyta; Chlorophyceae; Chlamydomonadales; Chlamydomonadaceae.
ACAUUACAGAAUGAUCAUACAGCUUGAUUGCACAGACCGGGGCCAUUUUGCAAGGCCUUCGUUUCCUGACAGAAUUGCCCCUCUAACAACUGCGUCCGGCUGUCUUGCUUAGGCGGCAUAAUCCAGUACUAUACCCAGCAUGAGACAGGCGCUUUUAACGGAUGCUUGAAGUGAGGGAUCGACUCGGGGCGGAAAGGGGCAAAGCUCGCUAGCACCCACACACGCAGAACACCGCUGCAUGCGCGCCGCUGGCCCCCAUCCCCUUGGCGCAAGGGGCGCCCGCUCGCAGCGGCAUGCGGCGGGCCCCCUUACGCCGCUUGAACUGAACGGCGACGUGGCACGGCACGCGUGGCGACAGCGUGCCAAGGCCCCUGCCCCCUGCCCGGCGCGUCCGAGGUCGCCCCUGCCGCUGCUGGGCCCGACCCGAGGCGCCGCCCCCGCCCCCGCCCCCGCCAUCAGCGGCCAACUGCAGCAGCUAGGCGGGGCAGCUCAAGACAAUGGCCCCGGCGAGAGCGUGGCAGUGGCCGCGCCCUUGAACCCGGCUGUCGCGCCUGCAUGCACCCUGGACGCCAAUGCAGCCACAUGCGCUGACAACUCGCCUGGCCUGCUGGGCAUGCCGGGCUGGCACUCGCCUGCCGACCUGGCGGGUUGGGCGGACGGCGUAGCGGCGCGCGUCCAGCAACUGCGGCUGCACAUGCUGAGCCUGCCUCCGGGCCUGCCCCUGCUUGCCGCGCUGCACGACCACGAGCUGCUGGUGCGCAGCUGCCGCCGACCCGCCCGCUACGUGGCGGACUUCCACCCCGCGGCAGCCUGGCGGGCGGCGGCGGCGGCGGCCGCCAGCAGGGUGGACGCGGCGGCGGCGCCGCUGUACGGCGGCUGCUGCGGCCAGCAGCUGUACGAGCACGUGUGCGCCAUGGGGCAGGCGCUUGCGCACGUGGUGGCGGCGGAGGCGGGGCGCGCGAAGGGGAAGGAUGGGAUGGACGGGACGCAGCAGGAGGGGCUGCCGGGGGCCGCAGAGGGACACCCCCGGGCGGGGCUGGCGCCAGACGUGGCACAGCUGGCGGCGGUGGUGGCGCGGCAGCUGCGGCAUGACCCCGCCUGGUCGGGUCUGGGGCCAGCCAGCCAGUGGCUGCAGCUGUGCCGGGUGCUACUGCCGCUCUUCCAGCAGCCCCGUGCGGCAGUGGCAGACACAAUAGCAACAGAGGCAUCGGCUGCUGCUAACGACGCCGAGCAUAGCAGUGCCAGCGCCGACACGGACCCUGGCACCACCGGUGCUAGCAGCCAUGACGGCGCCGACUCGCACGGCUCACUGCUGCGACUGCAGGCAGCUCUGGCGCAGUGCUCGGAGGCGCUGCGGCGGCUGGCGGAGGGCCGGCCGCCUGUGGCGCCGCGGCUGGCACUGCACCCGGAGCAGUGGGCCCUGCUGCGGCCCUGGCUGCCCCAGGCGUAUGUGGAGCAGGCGGACGCAGAGCUGAAGGCCAGGUCGGCUGCGGCGGGGGCGGAAGCGGCGGCGUUUGGGGAGGGGGCGGAGGCAACGCGUGGAGCUGGGGCCGAGGCCGGGGUGCGGGGCUUGGCAGCGGGGUCGCGGCGCCAGGUCCCAGCAGCCGCACCGGGCUCAGCGGGGCCAGCGGGCGACGGGCACCACCCGGCGGCAGGAGGGGCGGGGGCCGCGCGGAGGGAGGAGGGCGUGGGCGUGGCGCCCCAUGGAGGCGCAGUCAAAUGGGUGGAGUGGGUGUCUCCGAGGGAGCUGCUGCUGGCAGCCAGGUGGAGGGCGGCGCCGCCACCUGGCCCCUCCGCCAGCUCAGCGGCGUUCGCACCAGCGGCAGUGGCGGCGGAGGCUGUAGCAGGGCGCCAGUCUGGGCGGCCUGUGAGUCGGCCGCCGCGACUGCUACAGCUGCACGGCGGCGCCGCAGGUGGCGACGUGCCUGUGGAUCUGGAUCUGGAUGCGCUGCUGCUGGACUUCACGGAUGAGGCGUUGGAGCUGGCGGCGGAGCUGGCGGCGGAGGCGGCGGCGGCGGAGGAGGAGGAGCGCGGCGGCGAGGCAGGGCCGCGGCAGACAACCGGUGGCGACAGCAGCAGCAGCAGCAGCAGCAGGGGUCAGAGUAGCAGGAGCAGUGGCAGCAGGUCCGGAGCAGGCAGUACGGGUGGUGGUGUGCAGCAGCAGCAGCUGCCGCCGCUGCUGCCGGUGCUGGCCCUGACGCCUGAGGUGUCAGGUCGGCUGCUGCAGCUGCACCCCAACGAGGGCCUGAGGUGGCAGGUGUACCACUCCGGGCCGCUGCGGCAGGCGCGCGCGCUGCUCCGCGCCCUGGACGAGCUGGUGGCGCUGCGGGCGGCGGCGGCGGCGGCCCACGGCGCCGGCUGCUGGUCCGACCUGGCGCUGAGGCCCGGCGGCGGCGCGGGCGUGAGCGGCGGGCUGGGCGGCGGCGGGCUGGGCAGUGCCCUGGGCGGGCGGCGGGGUGCGGAGCGGCUGCUGCGUGACCUGGCGGCGGGGCUGAGCGAGUACGGCGACAGCGAGUUGGCCACACUGCAGCGCGCCCAGCGUCGCCGCGGCGGCAGUGCUGGCGGCGGCGGCGGCGCCCAGCUGGACCCCCAGUCGGACCCGCUGGACCCGUGGAACCUGCCGUACGUGCUGCAGGCGGCAGCGCAGGCGGCGGCGGUGUCACGCUACGACACGGGGUGGGGCGCCGCCUACGCCGACUACUUCGCGCCGCCGGGGCUGCUGCGAGGCAGCGACGCGCUGUGUCGGGCACUGUUCGGGCUGGGGCUUGUGGGACCUCUGCCGCUGGCGCCCGGGGAGGCGGCGGGCUGGGUACAGCCAGAGACGGCGGAGGAGGAGGAAGGGCAGGGUCGGCGGCGGCAGCGACAGCAGCAGCAGCAGCAGGCCAAGGGCAGCCAGCGCCCCGAUGACAGCGCUGAUGGCGGCAGCGACGGCGGUGGCGGCGGGCCGGGCGAGGGCGACAGGGGUGUGGGCAACGACGUGGUGCUCAAGGCGGAGGUGGUGUGCGUGGAGUCGGGCAGCACACUGGGGACGGUGUACUUCCACCUGCACGGCCGCCUGUCUGAGUUCCCCUUCACCACCCUGCUGCGGCACGGACCCUGUGGCGCAGCCGCCGCUCCCGCCGCUCCCGCAGCUGCCGCUGCUGUGGGCGGCGACCACGGUGACGGUGACGGAGACUGCGGCGGUGGUGGUGGCAGCAGCAGCCAGGUCCAGGUCCAGGGUCGUCAGGUCCAGGGUCGUCAGGUCCAGCCGCCGCAGCAGCAGCCGCCCUGCCCGCCCUCCCAGCAGGGGCCGGUGGUGCUGGUGCGGCUGCCGUACCGGGCGGAGCCGCGGUCCGAGUGCGGGGGGCCCGACAGCCCCUACUUCCUCAAGGCCUGGCUUCACGAGCUGGGACACGCGCUGCACCACAUCGCCUCGGCCGCGGCGGCACCCGUCACACACGCCUCCGCCGGCGCCUCGGCGCCCAGCGGCCCCUCCGCCACAGUGGCCACCUCCGCUCCCAGCCCCAGCCCCAGCCCCAGCCCCAGCCCCAGCCCCAGCCCCAGCCCCAGCCCCAGCCCCAGCCCCAGCCCCAGCCCCAGCCCCAGCCCCAGCCCCAGCGACCCCCACCGCCCCCAGCAGCCCCCUGGGGGCCGCCUGGCCCUGCUGAGCGGUGUGGCUGCGCCCCUGGACGUGCGCGAGGUGCCGGCGGCCCUGAUGGAGCACGUGCUGCGGCAGCCGGCGGCGCUGCGGCGGCUGGCGCGGCACGGGCGGCUGGACUGCCCGCUGCCGGACAGGGACUGCGCCCGGCUGGUGGCCCAGCUGGCGACGUGCUUCACCUCCACCGUCACGGAGCUGCAGUCGCUUGUGGCCGCGGCAUUGGCCGACCAACUCAUGCACGGCCCCCUCCCGAUCACCGUCACGGCCCCACUUGAUGCGGGACAAGACACCGCGGUGACAGCGCCAGCGGCAGGGGCUGCAGGGAGCGGCGGCAGGCGCGGCCCCGGACCCGGCCCCGCCCUGCGCGCGCACCUGGACGCACACGCCGCAGUCAGCUCCCUCACUGCCUACCACAUGCGGCAGCAGCAACAACAGCUACAGCCACAGCCGCCCUCGUCACAGCUGCAGCUGCCGCAACUACAGCCGCCGCUGUUGGUGCCUGGCCCGGACGUGCUCCACCACCUGGAGGCGGGGGCGGUGGUGGGCGGGGCGCAGUACGUGUACGUCCUGGCGCGACUGGUGGCGGCGGCGGCGUGGCGGGCGCACAUGGAGGAACAGGUGGCGAGCCUGGCUCUAAGCAGUGGCGGUGGUGGGCUGCCGGGUGGCGGCACAGGCCGCGCAGUGGGCGGUGGCGGCAGGACCGGCAGCGGCGGGCGGCUGGUGCGGCGGCGGCUGCUGGAGGCGGGGGCGCACGUGCCGGGAGUGGAGGUGCUGCGGGACCUGCUGGGGGCGGAGGCCUUCGUGCAGCUGCCGCCGUUGCCACAGGGGCUGCAGGCUGGGGAGGGGAGCAGCAGCGGAGGUGCAAGCGCCAUGGCCGGCGCGGUUGCGGCGGCGGGCGGGGACUCGAGUCUGGGUGCGGCGGCUUCCCUGGCGUGGGCUGGCGAGGAGUGCUGGGUGCCUGACCUGGGUGCGGAGGUGUUCCAGGACGUGGAUCUGCUGGGCUGACUGACAGACACACACAUGUGAGGUGCUGACAGACACACACAUGUGAGGUGCUGACACACACAUGUGAGGUGCUGACACACACAUGUGAGGUGCUGACACACACAUGUGAGGCGCUGACACACACAUGUGAGGCGCUGACUGACACACGCAUGAGGGGCUGACAGACUGACACAAUGAUAACAGACAAUCGGCUGACAGGCAUGGAGACAGAGGCCGCAUGAGAUGCCGCGGCUGUUGCGGUGUGUAACGUACGUUGGCUCCGGCGUCCGGACUGAUGCAGGCACGGACACAUGAUACGCGGCGCGUGCGCAGUGCCGGGGGACAUGCGUGUGAUUCACACCUGUCGCUGGGUGGACGACACCACAGCGAAUGAGCAGCUGGUCGUGGUUGAGGUCGGCCCGCCGUGUGAUCAAACCCAUACACGUUUUCCUUCUCCGCAGUGUCUGUUCCUGUGACUUCAGAUUGCGGUCUCUCACCCUUUUGCUGCGAUUUCUUGCUGCCGCAACUCUGUUGGUGACAGCACUCAACGGGGGAUCUGCGGAAGGCUGCGAAGGCUCACAGGCGUGUGGGGCAGCCGGGCCGGUACAGCUGGUUGCUGGCCGCGUGUGUUGAGACUUGGUGGUGCAUGGGUGCAAGGUCUUAGGCUGAGGCGGGGGGGGGGCACACCGGAGGAGCGUCACCUCAUUAGGUCAGC